Dacryopinax primogenitus is the source of this 1578-nucleotide messenger RNA. Its product is annotated as S-adenosylmethionine decarboxylase. Lineage: Eukaryota; Fungi; Basidiomycota; Dacrymycetes; Dacrymycetales; Dacrymycetaceae. Gene Ontology annotation, molecular function: adenosylmethionine decarboxylase activity. The coding region runs from base 80 to 1447 and encodes 455 amino acids. The transcript is spliced from 2 exons. Gene Ontology annotation, cellular component: cytosol. Gene Ontology annotation, biological process: spermidine biosynthetic process; spermine biosynthetic process. The record is from RefSeq and is a predicted model, not a curated record.
AAAACGCAAGUUUCAGCUGAGCCAAGAGAACCGCGACUAGACGCACCAUAACACCAAAAGGCUCGAUUUCCGCUCGAGAAUGACCGCCAUCUCCGUUGCUACCACCAACGGACACCAUGUUCACCAACACCACCACCAGCACGUCGAUGUGAUCGACGACUCCAUCGUUGCCGAGAUGCAAAGCUCGACGCCCUUCGAAGGGCCCGAAAAGCUUCUCGAGAUCUGGUUCGCACCUUCUGCGGAUCAUCUGCCCGUCGUUGACGAGGCCAAAUAUGGAAGUGGAUAUGUGGAUGGAGACGGAAACCCCAAGAGGCAGGGGCUGCGCCGUAUCCACCGGGCUGUCUGGGAGGAGAUGCUCGACAUUGUCAAAUGCAAAGUGCUGAGCGUUAUCGUCGGCGAAGAGCUCGACGCGUAUCUGCUCAGCGAAUCUUCCCUUUUUGUUUCGCCGCACAAGAUCAUCUUGAAGACAUGCGGUACAACCCUGAAUCUUCUGGGGCUGCCACGUAUCCUCGACAUCGCCAGUCGUUACUGUGGCUUCAGCAAGGUGUGGAGAUGCUUCUACUCUCGCAAAAGCUUCAUGUUCCCCGAGAGACAGCUUGGACCCCACAGGGAAUGGGGCGAAGAGGUCAGAUACCUGGAUGCUUUCUUCAGAGAUGGCUCUGCGUACACCGUGGGCAAGGUUAAUGGGGACCACUGGCUGUUGUACUUGACCUCCCCAGUGGAGGAUGAUGAUGAUGCGCUGGAGCCCGUGACGUACGGGUCUCGCUUGCGCAUGUACACUCCCAGCCCUACGCCUUCCCUCGAAGAUACGCCGACGCUCUCCGACCUCCAGCAGGACUACACCAUCGAGAUUCUUAUGUCUCAUCUAUCCACGUCGGCUCGUCUUCCCUUCUUCUAUCACCAAAAGGAAGCCGCCGAUGGCCGCGGGCAUGCUUACGCAGCCAAACUAUCCACCGAAUUAGGCAUCGACACCAUUUUCCCCGUCGAUCGCACGACAUUGGACGCAUUCGCCUUCGAUCCGUGCGGAUAUAGUGCCAAUGCGCUAAUCGAUUGGGGUGGAGGAGAAGGGUACUAUACCAUCCACGUUACCCCUGAGGCUGGGUGGAGCUACGCCAGCUUUGAGUGUAACGUGCCCCUGCCCACACGGGAUUCGAGCGCACUUGGUGUGCGUGGGUUGGACCCGGACCUGCCGGAUCUGCAGACUCUCGUUCGGAACGUUGUCAACAUAUUCGACCCUGGUCGACUGUCCGUCACUCUCUUCGUCUCAACCAGUGCCAAGUCCGAUGUCGCGAUCGAGACAGCGCAGAAAGUGUUCAAGCAGGCGCUCUCGCCUCGUGGGUACUACCGGAACGAGAAGAUCAACUAUGAGUUUGGUGGAUAUGACCUCGCGUUUGCAAGCUUCCGAAGACUCGGGACGAAGGGUCGUAACAUGGCGGACAAGGAUUGAAUCGUUCACGAAAUCCGCUGCAGCUGUUCUUUGCCAGCGACACGUGUUUUCUCUUGCUUUACCCGUUUCUCCCUACCAGCUUUUUGCGCGGCUUGAUCGGCUUCUCCCUUUCCCGAAAUUCUAUCUCACGC